Molecule: messenger RNA, 1962 nt
Organism: Phragmites australis (common reed)
Lineage: Eukaryota; Viridiplantae; Streptophyta; Magnoliopsida; Poales; Poaceae
Product: AP2-like ethylene-responsive transcription factor AIL1
Exons: 9
Coding region: 486-1598 (370 amino acids)
Biological process (GO): regulation of DNA-templated transcription
Molecular function (GO): DNA-binding transcription factor activity; DNA binding
Source: RefSeq, a predicted model, not a curated record
AAACCCCAGCACCGAAUUACUACACACGCCUUAAUUACCUAUUCCCUUGCGUCCUCAACAGCAGCGACGGUACUGCAGGUGCGCUUAGCAAUCCGACUGUACCCUGCCGCGUUGAUCAGAUAAAUCCACCAGAGCAAGAGGAGAUUAUCUUGCGAUUUUUCUCUCUGUCUCGGUUCGCCCAAGAAAUUUUGUUGUUUCUCGCAUCGCUCUCCACGAAGCCGCCUCCCCCCGCUGGUGCUCGUCGCUGCCUGCCCAAUUCGCCGCCAUUCGCCCGUAUUAAUUUCCUGCCUCGAUAGUCGAUGGCCGAUUGCCUCGUGAAAUUUCCAAUUUUGUUGCCUCACGGGUGUUAAAUACCCACGCUGCUAGGGUUGAAUCGUUCGGAGGCGUCCCGGCAAUCCCUGCGGGUGGCGGCUUAAGAUAGUUUGUGAAUAGGGAGGUAGAUAGAUAGUUAGGGUUCUGGGAGUAGUUUUUGGUUCCCGUAUUAGAUGGGGGAAUCGGAGGUAGGGGUUAACCUUGGGAAGCAAAUGGUGGGUUCUCUGUGGGAGGAGGAGGCUGCGGGAGAAUCGGGGGAUGAGGGGAAGAUGGGGAGGAGCCAUUCUAUCAAUCUGAAUACGGUGCCAGCAGUUGCUGUGGAGGUGAUUAGCACUCAGGAAAAUGGUGAGACGCACGGUGCAGUGGUGUCAGGAACCAGGGAUUUAAGCACCGGGAAGGCAGAGGAGUCCAGUGGCGCUCAUCAGAAGAAGUUGCCGAAGCGUGAGCAAGUCGACUACGAAGGUGAAGUUGAAAGCCGUGCAGAUGCUGAGAACCCUGUCGGGAGGGCUGCUUUGGUUACUCUGGUGGGAAAUGAAGGGCGUGCUGAUUGUGGUGAUGAGGACGAGAGAGUUCAAGUCCUCAGCAUUGUUAAGAAGGAUGAACCUGCAGAUGAAGUUGGUGACUCUAUUAAUCCUGUGACAGUUGCAGGGUAUAGAGAAGAGAAGGGUGCCGUUGGUGCUUCUGCUGGAAUGACUGCGGUGCGAUCUGCUGGCUCCCGAUCAUCGAGUUUCCAUGGUGUGACCAGGCAUAGAUGGAGUGGGAAGUAUGAAGCUCAUUUGUGGGACAGUUCUUGCAGAGUAGAAGGACGGAGAAGAAAAGGGAAACAAGUUUAUCUAGGAAGUUAUGAUACAGAGGAAAAAGCUGCCAGGGCUUAUGAUGUUGCAGCUCUAAAAUACUGGGGUCAAAACACUAAAUUGAACUUUCCGGUUUCAGUAUAUGAAAAGGAACUGGAGGACAUAAGGGACUUGUCUCGAGAGGAAUGUGUGACAUAUUUGAGAAGGAGAAGUAGUUGUUUUUCAAGAGGGGCUUCUAUUUAUAGAGGAGUGACAAGAAGGCAGAAAGAUGGGAGAUGGCAAGCGCGCAUAGGACUGGUUGCUGGAACUAGAGACAUUUACCUUGGAACAUUCAAAACUGAGGAAGAAGCUGCAGAAGCUUAUGAUAUUGCUGCCAUUGAGAUACGUGGCAAAAAUGCUGUGACCAACUUUGACCGAAGCAACUAUAUGGACAAGGGUAUGCAUUGUAUAGAAGGGGAAGGCUUGAGGCUGCUCGCAUCGAAGCCAGAAUAAUAACUUGGACUUUGAUGAAGUGGCGGUGUCUAUUGAGCAGAUUUGGCCAGGCAUAUUUGGAGCUUAGUGGUACAUACAGACAGAAGAACUGGAUGCAGUUUGUCAAUAGUUCCUGCUUUGUAAGUGUUAAGAUGACAGUGAUUCGACAGAGAGGACUAAAACCAACUAGCAAAAAAUCGCAUCAACAAGAUUUUGAGCAUGUAUCAUAGGGUUUGUAGGAUAGAUUUUACUGGAAACGUUACCAAGUCAAUGUUCAUUUAUAUUCUGUUUAAUACCUUCAUUUUGUCAGAUUGAACGUUCCCAGGUCUCAUCGUUGAGUUGGCUCGAAGUAUGAUUUGAGGGAAUGCAUUUUACCUUUGGUAUC